Molecule: messenger RNA, 2250 nt
Organism: Morus notabilis
Lineage: Eukaryota; Viridiplantae; Streptophyta; Magnoliopsida; Rosales; Moraceae
Product: probable WRKY transcription factor 20
Exons: 6
Coding region: 255-1970 (571 amino acids)
Biological process (GO): regulation of DNA-templated transcription
Molecular function (GO): sequence-specific DNA binding; DNA-binding transcription factor activity
Source: RefSeq, a predicted model, not a curated record
UUCUCUCACUUUCCCUCAUUUUCUCUCUGACGAUUCCCACUUCCCAAACAGAAAAAAAAGAGAGGGGAAAAAUCUCAUACAUAAUCAUAAUCUCAUCUAGCUCACACGCAAAACAGAACUGAACAGAAACCCGUUAAAUGACCAUUUUACCCCUCUCUUUCUCCUCCAACAAGCUCAACACGGGCAAGAUAUUUUUUCUUCUUUGACUCUCUCUCUCUCUCUCUCUCUCUAAAGGACUUGUUGGAAGAGCUUUGAUGGCCGACGAGAAGGUCCGUCGCCGGAGCUCUGAUGAGGUGGAUCCAAGGACGGCGGAGCUUCACGACCAGUUCGGCGGAGGCGGCGGUGGCGCGAAGUACAAGCUCUUGUCGCCGGCGAAGCUCCCGAUCUCAAGGUCUCCCUGCCUCACGAUUCCACCGGGGCUUAGUCCGUCGUCUUUCCUGGAAUCUCCGGUUCUGCUCUCCAACAUGAAGGCAGAGCCUUCCCCAACUACCGGUUCCUUCUUUAAGGCUCAAAUGGCACAGGGCUCGGCUACAUAUUCAGCAACUGCAGUUUGCUCAAAUAUUAGUACGUCUGACAUAAUGAACUCGAGCUCCUUCGAGUUUAAACCCCAUGCUACAUCAAAUAUGGUUACUACAGAUCCAAAUUACAAGAGAAGUGACCAGUCUAUGCAAGUCCAAGUUCAAUCUCGAUCGUUGGUGUCAGUACCUUCAGUUAAAAGUGAGAUGACAGCCACCUCGAAUGAGUUGAGUUUAUUGGCACCAGUUAGCAUUGCUACAUCAGGAGCUAGUGCACCUGCUGAUGGCGAUUCCGAUGAACUAAACCGCAGGGGUCAUCCUAAUUCUGGAGUCCAGACUGCACAAUUUGACAAUAAAGGAAGUGGACCUUCAGUUAUAUCUUCUGAUGAUGGGUAUAACUGGAGAAAGUAUGGACAAAAGCAUGUGAAAGGAAGCGAAUUUCCUCGUAGCUAUUACAAAUGUACCCAUCCUAACUGUGAAGUGAAAAAGCUGUUUGAGCGUUCUCACGAUGGACAGAUAACAGAGAUUAUCUACAAGGGCACACAUGACCAUCCUAAACCUCAACCUAGUCGGCGAUAUAACCCCGGUAGUAUUAUGUCCUCUCAGGAGGAAAGAUCUGACAAGUUUUUGGCUAUAACCGGACGUGAAGACAAGUCUCAGAACGUAUAUGGACAAACAUCUAAUACCAAUGACCCAAAUGGUACUCCAGACCAAUCUCCUAUAGCUACAAAUGAUGAUAGUGGAGAUGCUACAGGAAAUAGGAUUCAUGAUGACAUAGAUGAUGAUGAUCCAUUCUCAAAGCGGAGGAAAAUGGACAUUGGAAGCCUGGAUAUAACCCCAGUGGUUAAGCCUAUCAGGGAACCGCGUGUUGUUGUUCAAACUCUGAGUGAGGUCGAUAUAUUGGAUGAUGGGUACCGUUGGAGGAAAUAUGGCCAGAAAGUGGUGAGGGGAAAUCCUAAUCCAAGGAGUUAUUACAAAUGCACAAAUGCUGGAUGCCCUGUUAGAAAACAUGUCGAGAGAGCAUCCCAUGAUCCAAAAGCAGUUAUAACGACAUAUGAGGGAAAACAUAACCACGAUGUCCCAACUGCGAGGAAUAGUAGCCAUGACAUGGCAGGAUCAAUGGCUGCGAGUGUCCCAGCAAGAAUUAGACCAGAAGAAACCGACACCAUUAGCCUUGAUCUAGGGGUUGGAAUUAGUUCUGCUGCUGAGAAUAGAUCCAACGAGCACCUGCCAACCACACAUUCUGAACUUGUGCAAAGCCAGGCUCACAACUCCAGCUUAAAUGUAGUCCAAGCAGGUCAAGUUCCUGCAUUCUAUGGCAUCUUAAGUAAUAAUUUGAACCAAUUUGGAUCCAGAGAAAACCUAGGCGAGGGCAGGAGUAUCCAAAUUCCAUCUUUGAACCAUUCAUCGUAUCCAUAUCCUCAGAACAUGGGUAGAAUCCUAACGGGUCCGUAAAAUUGCCUAGAGAGAGAGCUGCAAAAAUAAAGAUUCUUUUUCCCUUUUCUUUCGCUUCCUAUUCCCCUUCUUUUCGGGCGGGGAAAUGUCGAAAAGGCAAGUUUCUUGAUCUCAAAUGUUGUAUUCAUGAAUUCUUAUGUACGAGGUGCCUUGUGGCCAUAAGCCAAUUGCCUUUGAGUUGGAACUACUUGUUGUGUAACAUUAGCUUCUUUGGGGAAUACGUUGUACAAAUAUGAAUUAGUACUGAUAUUUAUAUAUUCUGACAGGAAAUAUAUUGUAA